AUGACAAAGGAAAAACUUUAUAUCUGGAGUGGAAAAACUCCUUUUGCAACAGAUCAAACCAUGUACAUAUUUGACACAUUUGACGCAAUAUGGAGCCGAACGUCUUAUGUUCCUGUACAAAGAUAUUUUUAUUCUGUGACUUUUAUGGAUGGAAAAAUUUACUAUAUUGGUGGCGUUUUUGGAAAUGUCGAUAUACGCGAGAUUUUGAUAUAUGAUACUCUCAAUACAAAUAAUCCAUGGACUAUAAGAAAAGCGACAACUAAUGGAUAUAUAAAUAACCAUUAUCUCCACUCGGCCGUUCUAGCUUCGACAAUCAAAGCGUAA
Molecule: messenger RNA, 324 nt
Organism: Ambispora gerdemannii
Lineage: Eukaryota; Fungi; Glomeromycota; Glomeromycetes; Archaeosporales; Ambisporaceae
Source: the annotation of a GenBank genome assembly